Eupeodes corollae is the source of this 3341-nucleotide messenger RNA. Its product is annotated as U2 snRNP-associated SURP motif-containing protein. Gene Ontology annotation, molecular function: RNA binding. Gene Ontology annotation, biological process: RNA processing. Lineage: Eukaryota; Metazoa; Arthropoda; Insecta; Diptera; Syrphidae. The coding region runs from base 111 to 2723 and encodes 870 amino acids. Gene Ontology annotation, cellular component: nucleus. The record is from RefSeq and is a predicted model, not a curated record. The transcript has 13 exons.
CCAAAAUUCAAUCCAACAUUUUAUCGGACAUUUCUUUCGUGUGAAGCAAAUGUCAUGUAAUUUUUAAUUUAAUAAGAUCAGACUUUUGAAACGAUAUAAAAUUUAUCAAAAUGAGUUUAAAGAAAAUAAAUGAAAAGAAGUUAGAAGCGUUUACGCUUGGCGCAAUGGGAAAAAGGCCACUCUCACGAAAGGAGCUCGAAGAUCAAAAAAAGCGUGAAGAAGAGGCGGCGGCAGCUCAUGCUUUCAAAGAAUUCGUUGAAACUUUUCAAGAACCACCAACCUCAACUAAAGUUUGGAUCAAGGCUGGAACUUAUGAUGCCGGUUCAAGGCGUGAAGAUAAACGAGAAAAGGGUAAACUUUAUAUUCCCGGGAAAGGAAACGACGAGAAAACAACCGCCGAACGGGCACAGGAAUAUGCCAAAAUGCUUGCAUCCGACACAAAAAAAGAUACACUUAGUCUAAAGAAAAAAUCUCAAGAAAAGAAGAAAAGUAAUUUGGAGCUUUUCAAAGAGGAACUGAGGCAAAUUCAAGAGGAACGUGAAGAGCGCCACAAAUACAAACAUAUUGCACGUCAAACCAUAGUCAAUAUUGAAACGGACAAUACGAAAGAAUCCAACGAAAUUGGUUCAUUUGAUAACGGUGAUCCAAAUACCACAAAUCUAUAUUUGGGAAACCUUAGCCCGAAAAUAUCAGAACAACAGCUAAUGGAACUCUUCGGUCGUUAUGGCCCCUUGGCUAGCAUAAAAAUAAUGUGGCCUCGUUCAGAGGAGGAGAAAUCUCGAGGAAGAAAUUGCGGAUUUGUAGCAUAUAUGAGCCGCAAAGACGCCGAACGAGCAUUAAAAACCUUACAUGGACGCGAUGUUAUGGGCUAUGAAAUGAGACUAGGCUGGGGAAAAGCUGUUCCCAUUCUGAAUCAACCGAUAUUCAUUCCCCCGACUAUGCUUGAGCUUACUUUGCCGCCACCACCAUCAGGAUUACCGUUUAAUGCACAACCGUCACCAAAUGAAACACUGUCCACACCUCCUGGAAACUAUAAAGAAUAUGCAGAUGAUGAGGAAAAGACCGAGUGCAUGAAAAAGAUUCUAUAUAAUGCCAUCGUCAAAGUAUGCAUUCCAACGGAGAAAACUGUGUUGUGCGUCAUACAUCGUAUGAUAGAGUUUGUCAUCCGAGAAGGUCCCAUGUUCGAGGCUCUGGUAAUGAGCAGAGAAAUGGAGAACCCACUGUUUAGCUUUCUGUUUGACAACGAAAGUCCAGCACACAUUUACUACCGGUGGAAGUUGUUUUCAUUGUUGCAGGGCGACUCGCCAAAUGAAUGGCGCGAAAAAGAAUUUCGUAUGUUCAAGGGUGGGCCGAUAUGGAAACCACCGUCAGCUAAUUUCUACACCCAAGGAAUGUCCGACGAACUUGUUGUAGACGAUGAAGCUCCUGAGCCGCACAAAGGUGCCUUAUCUAACGCGCAACGUGAUCGCCUUGAAGACUUAAUUCGCCACCUUACGCCAGAAAGAUCCAAAAUCGGAGAUGUGAUGAUAUUUUGCAUUGAACAUGCUGAGGCAGCAGAUGAAAUAUGCGAGUGCAUAGCGGAGUCCCUCGCCAACUCCGAUACUUUGUGCUCCAAGAAAAUCGCCAGACUUUAUCUAUUUUCCGAUUUGUUGCACAACUGCACUGUUAAGGUAUCAAAUGCGAGUUUCUUUAGAAAAGCCGUGGAAAAGCAGCUUGUAGAAGUUUUUGAAAAUUUGCACAACUAUUACACGACCAUGGACAGUCGACUGAAGGGUGAAGGGUUCAAGGCUCGUGUUCUAAAAGUCAUACGUGCAUGGGAAGAAUGGACAAUUUAUCAAAAGGAAUUUCUUUCAAAACUAAAGGCAAUAUUUCUAGGUCUACCCACGCCUAAAGAAGAAACAAAAAAAGAAGAGGAAGACCCAGAUAUUGACGGAGCACCAAUGUCGGGCGAUGAAAAGGACGACGAAGACCUAAAUGGUGUGCCAUUAGAUGGAGCAGCACUUUUAAAGGGUGCCCUAAUGCGUGCGUUACCUGAAACAAUACCAAUACAGAAAGAUGCCCCUAUUAUUCAACGUACUGAAAAUAACUGUGAAGAAGAGUACGAUGAUGAUAUCGAUGGAAUUCCAUUGGAUGACGACAUUGAUGGAAUUCCAAUUGACAAAUUUGGAGAUUCUCCGAAAAAAGGUGGUGCCUUUAUACCAUCAAAGUGGGAAACUAUUGAUCCGGAACAAGUCGAAGCUCAAGCAAUAACCACAAGUAAAUGGGAUACGUUGGAACCUCCAGCACCUCCAGAGCCACCAAAGUUUUAUGACAGUAACGACAGCUCAGAGGACGAAAAUGCAGAAACUUCAAGAGAUUUUAGCGAAGAAAAACGAACUAAACUGCGCGAGAUCGAAAUGAAGUCCAUGCAAUAUCAAGAUGAGUUAGAAAGUGGCAAACGGGAUGUUCGCCCCGGCUGGACUAUUUCGCAACAAGUAGAACACUAUCGAAAACGUUUACUCAAAAAGGCAACUCAAAUUUAUUUCAUUGUUUAUGUAUUUUUGUUAAUAUUUACUUCUUACUUAAUUUCAGGACUUACAGCGAGAAGAAUUGGACUCUCCUUCUUCAUUUUUACGCAAAGAUACUACUCGAAGAACUCCAAGUCCAAGUGGAUCAACACACUCGAAAAAGUCACGUCACGCAAAACGGUCGCCGUCGCCUCCACAACAUUCUGCACGUUCUAGUCCACCGAGAAGUAAACGACGGUCACGAUCGCCGACUUACAGUAGUAGUAAACGUGAAGCAUCGCCUUCAUCUCGCUAUUCAAAGCACCUUAAACGCAAUCGUUCCCGCAGCCUUUCAGACUCUCCCAAACGAUUUUUGGAUAGAAUUCCCUACUCUUCUAAAUCUUCCAAAUACGAAGAUAGUCCUCCACAAAGAUCCAAAAGAUCCCCGUCUUUUGGCCGCGUAUCCCCUCCUUCUUCAAGAUCGAGGCGUAGUCCUGUAAAAUCAUCUAAGCUAGAAGUUUCCCCGAAAUGCAGUAGAAGUAGAUCUCCAUCUUCCCGACACCGUAGCGAUAAACAUAAGCAUAAGCAUAAACACUGAACUCCAUCUUUCUCUCCAUAAUCCUUUCUUAGAUCGUAAUUUUAGGUGUAAUUGCUUUUUUUUGUAUAAAAGAAAACUUAAAUUCAGGACUCUUUCAUCUACAUACAUAGAAUAUAAGCUUUAAUUUAAGAAACUACAUAAAUAUGACUCAAUAAUUGUAAUUUAAAUUCGAUUAUAAUUUAUCAUUUUAACAUGAUAUACUCUCCCAAAAAUAAACGACACAAUCAUAUUUAUAAUGAAUAAACUCUCUAAUCUUC